Molecule: messenger RNA, 594 nt
Organism: Durusdinium trenchii
Lineage: Eukaryota; Dinophyceae; Suessiales; Symbiodiniaceae
Source: the annotation of a GenBank genome assembly
AUGGCUGGUGAGGUGGAUCCCCCCGUGACAGAAAGUGUUUUUGCGCAGGCAGUGUUGGCUGCAGCCCCACAUGGUGGUAGCUGCGAAGUGCUGCGCCUGGCAGAGGGCAAACUUUGGACCAGUGGAGCAGAUGGGCGACUUGCAUGUAGUAGCCACGAAGGAGACACCUUAAGCCGAAACUGGGCGCAAAAAAUCUCGAAGAGAUUGGACUCACCCACCGCGGCGAUCUCUCUUGAUGGCCGCCUUCUAGCUGUGGCAGAAGAGACUCAAGCGGGCUUUCAGGUCUGGGUGCACGAGCUGGACGCUAAAGGCAGAAUGUCAUUGCAAAAGCCAAGGAAUGCCGGCAGGUUCACAUUGAAUAUCAGACAUUUAUCCUGGCACCAGACUUUGCCCUACUUGUGCAUCAGCACUGAUGAUGGGAAGCUGGAUGUUUGGUGGGAAGAAUCCCAAGGGAGCAGUACGACAGCGUCCCGGCGCCAACUUCUCAAAGGCCUGGAGGGAGGAGUCCGUUGCUUGGCCGAGUUUCACAAAGUUUGGCGAAGCAGAAUAGGAACUUUGGCAGAACACCUGGGAUUGAGUCAGAAGAAGCAGUGA